GGCGCCGGACGAGGACCCGCUGGCGAAGCGGCUGCUGUUCGCGGUGAUGCGGGCCCUGUUCCUGCCAGGCUUCACCGUCCACGCCGGCGCGCUCUCCGCGCCAGGGUUCACGCUGACGCCGCCCGAGGAGGACGCAGCUGUGGCGGGCCGCGCCUGCACGGGCCUCCUCGUGCAGCCCGACGCCGUGUGGGCCCCCGGCCUGGGUGCCCCCGGCGAGGUGGCCCAGAAGAACCGGAACGGGGCCUUCAUCGGCCCCCGCGUGGAGGUGCUGCGGCUGCUCCUCACGGCGCUCUGCGAGCCGCUCUACAGACCCGCGGCCGAGGCCGGCGGCUCCCCGUGGCUCAUGGUCAUGGGCGACAUGGAUGCGCCGCACGCCGCCACGCUCUUCUUCUCCUUGGUGAACGUCGUGUUUGGCUACGAGCCCGGCCGUGGCGCUCUGCCUUACGCAGGCCACCUCAGCUCGCAGCAGAAUGUGUCGAUGGUGGAGAAGGCUGCGCAGGCGCUGAUGGUGCUGCUCGACGAGCCGGCCUCCGCGGAGCAGCUGUCCGCCGAGAAGGACGGCGUCGUCGCCGAGGAGGCGGAGAGGCCUGGCGUCUACCGGCGAGUCUUGUCGUGGCUGUCCGAUCCUAAGGACUUCGAUUUCAUCUAUCAUGGAUUUGCGAGACUGCUGAACAAUUUGGUGGAUUCCGCGAACACCAUGCUGCCUUCGUCGGUGCCCAGGAUCGCCUUUUACCAGGAGAUCCUGGUGCUGCUGUGGAAGUUCCUGGAGGAGAGCGAGGCGUUUAUGGAGCACGUGCUGAGGAAGUGCGACUCCACGCAGCUCGUGGGGCCGCUGUGCUACCUGAUGCACAGCGUGCG
Molecule: messenger RNA, 858 nt
Organism: Prorocentrum cordatum
Lineage: Eukaryota; Dinophyceae; Prorocentrales; Prorocentraceae
Source: the annotation of a GenBank genome assembly